AUGGACUCGCACCUGAAUGACCGGCUUCUAUGGCUGUGCUUGGGCGUCUCGCUUUUCUUCGCCGUCCGCGGCAUCACCACGGACCUCCGCCGAGUGCGCGAGUUGACGGAGCUCAAGCAUGUCGAGAAGGAGGACAGAAUGAUCAGCGAGGGGACGGAAGAUGCCCUGAAGUUGGACACUCUGCUGAAGCUCUCCGAGAGCACCAGCCACGACCUCCGAGCAGCUGCUCUACGCAUUAUCGCCGAACGGUCUACCAAGGGUGAAACCCGUGAUUUGCUUCUGAGAGAUCUUGCAGGUAAAAACCAGCAGAGCCGGGGCAAAGCACUCAGCGCAAUGUACUUCCUCGUCUCGAACCGAGCCCUCUCGCGAACAUCCGUCUGUGUCCGAUUGAAAGAUCUCUCCACCUACAACGCCCUCAUCGACUGUCUAUGCAAUUUCCUUGACGAGCACACAGAAGAGACGACAACCACCGUGUCACCCAUCUUGCCAAAAAGCCGGCCCCUGGGCGAGAAGAAGGCACUCGGGGUACUCAACAUUAUCCUCCAGGAAAAUGUGCCGGCCGCACUGGAAGCGGGCAUCGUCAGCCGUUGGCUGGUCAAUUACCCGUUUCCAUGUGCGCUUGCCGAGCCUUCGCGAAAACAAGAUGUGGUCCUCCUGAUGAAAACAUGGUGGUCUGACGAUGCUGUGAUGAGCGCGAUAUUCGGCACGCUCUCCUCACAUCCUGAUGGGGCGAAGCAACUACGCAAAUUUGGCCUGAUGGGGAGCAUGCUCGAAGAAAAUGAUCACGAUGACUAUGAUAGUGACGUGUGGAUGGUGGACGGCGAAGAUACAGCGGGUUCCCGAAGGGUUCCCGGGAGACGUCUUCGAGAGAGGACCAUCGAGGAACAGGCCGUCCGUAGGCGCAGGCGGGAAGCGAUGGUGUUAAGCGAUGGAGGUCGCCCUCUGGGAAAUGACGACAUUAUACAACUGCCUGUUUCCGAAUGA
Aspergillus heteromorphus CBS 117.55 is the source of this 984-nucleotide messenger RNA. RefSeq lists its product as uncharacterized. The transcript is spliced from 5 exons. The record is from RefSeq and is a predicted model, not a curated record. Bases 1 to 984 code for a protein of 327 amino acids. Lineage: Eukaryota; Fungi; Ascomycota; Eurotiomycetes; Eurotiales; Aspergillaceae.